GGUCGGAACGCGCACUGCUCGCGGGUUUGUUUCCGGCCGGAGGCUUUCGCGGAGCGCCCCGCGUCCCCGGGGGGCGGCGGUGACUCCCGAGGCUGCAAAGGCACCCGGGGGUUCAGAAGUCAACGCCAUGUCGAGUCUGCACAAGAGCCGGAUUGCAGAUUUCCAGGAUGUCCUGAAGGAGCCUUCAAUUGCUUUGGAGAAGCUUCGGGAACUCAGUUUUAGUGGCAUUCCCUUUGAGGGCGGACUGCGGUGCCUCUGCUGGAAGAUCCUCUUGAACUACCUCCCCUUGGAGAGAGCUUCAUGGACCUCCAUCCUGGCCAAACAGAGGGAGCUGUACUCUCAGUUCCUGAGGGAAAUGAUCAUCCAGCCUGGCAUCGCCAAGGCCAACUUGGGGGUAUCCAGGGAAGACGUGACCUUUGAGGACCAUCCCCUCAACCCCAACCCCGACAGCAGGUGGAACACUUACUUCAGGGACAAUGAAGUGCUGCUGCAGAUCGACAAGGAUGUCCGGAGGCUGUGUCCAGAUAUGUCCUUCUUCCAAAGGGCCACAGAGUACCCCUGCCUCCUCAUCCUGGACCCCCAGAAUGAAUUUGAGACCCUUCGUAAGCGUGUUGAACAGACAACGCUGAAAUCCCAGACAGUGGCCCGGAACCGGAGUGGAGUCACAAAUAUGAGCUCCCCGCACAAGAAUCCUGCGCCGGCCCUGAAUGAGUACGCAGUGCUGCCCAACGGCUGCGAAGCCCACUGGGAGGUGGUGGAGCGAAUCUUGUUCAUCUACGCCAAGCUCAACCCCGGCAUCGCGUACGUGCAGGGCAUGAACGAGAUCGUGGGGCCUCUCUACUACACCUUUGCCACUGACCCCAACAGUGAGUGGAAAGAGCACGCCGAGGCGGACACCUUCUUCUGCUUCACCAACCUUAUGGCCGAGAUCCGGGACAACUUCAUCAAGAGCCUGGAUGACUCACAGUGCGGCAUCACCUACAAGAUGGAGAAGGUGUACUCCACCUUGAAGGAGAAGGACAUGGAGCUCUACCUGAAACUGCAAGAGCAGAACAUCAAGCCGCAGUUCUUUGCCUUCCGCUGGCUGACGCUGCUACUGUCCCAGGAGUUCCUGCUGCCCGAUGUCAUCCGCAUCUGGGACUCUCUCUUCGCUGAUGACAACCGCUUUGACUUCCUCCUCCUGGUGUGCUGUGCCAUGCUCAUACUGAUCCGGGAGCAGCUCCUGGAAGGGGAUUUCACGGUCAACAUGCGGCUCCUGCAGGAUUACCCCAUCACGGACGUCUGCCAGAUCCUACAGAAAGCCAAGGAGCUCCAAGACUCAAAGUAGCCUUGCAGCAAGAGGCCUGGCUUGGGGAGGGCAGUUCCCCACCUGGCUUCCAGGACCACCAGCCUGGAGGAGGCUGCAGGCUCAGCCUGGCUCGCAGGCACACCGCUGGGCGGCACUGCACUGUGCUGCAUCCCAGCCUCGCAGCCCUGCUGCCUCCCUGCCCUUCAGCCGUGCACCAUCUUCCCAGGCUGUUGAACAGGGCUCCAGGGCCCAAACGGGCUGUGCCAUUUGGGGCACCGGAGGGCUGGCAGGGCUCCCUCCUGCCUCUGCCCCUCUGCUCUUCCUUCUUACUUCCGGCCUUCUGGGCACUGGUCAGCUGGUGUGCUAGGCAAAUGGGCCAGAUACCACGUUGGGCUUGGUGCUCAGGCCUCCCUUCGGGGAAGCCACACCGAAGGAGCCCAGUGACUGCCAGGCCCACGUCCCCCCUCUGCCCCUCCCACCAGGAGUGGCAUGUGUGUCCCCUAGACGUCUCUGCUUGUCUUUGUGUGUUAGGGGUGGGGUGAGGACCCCAAAGAUAUUGGGGUCCCUGUAGGUCCCUGCUCCCCCUUCUCUGGCUCUCUACCUCUGUCCCUCCCACCUCUUUCUAGAGUGUGAGUGUUACUCUUGCUGUAUCUUCCAUACUCGCUGCUCUCUUGGGGUGCCUUAUCCUGAGCCUCCUGAACUCUCCUCCCCUUUGCUCCCACGAAGCCAGAAGGCGGAGUCUGGCUCACCAGGGCUCCUGGAGGUCAGCUUUGGCCUUGGCAUCCUGUUCCCAUCCCCCAGCCUGAGACUCCCAGGUUCCCCAGGCUGGGAGGGAAUUCUCGGGGUGUCACCAGAGGGCCCUGGUCCUGUUCCCCGUGACAGAAAUCUUGGAAACCAAAAGCUGCCGAGAAGCUGUGGCCCGAGAAGCUUUGCUCCCCAUGCCGGUUCUGUGUGUAAGAACGGAGGGAGCGUGGGCUCCUGGGAGCGUUCCCAGUGGCCUUUGUGUCUCGGAGAACAAGGUUAUUAAGGCCAUUCUGGGCCAGGCAUGCGGGACCUGAGGAGCUGA
Dipodomys ordii (Ord's kangaroo rat) is the source of this 2354-nucleotide messenger RNA. RefSeq names its product TBC1 domain family, member 13 (gene Tbc1d13). The transcript has 12 exons. Gene Ontology annotation, biological process: intracellular protein transport; activation of GTPase activity. Gene Ontology annotation, molecular function: GTPase activator activity. The record is from RefSeq and is a predicted model, not a curated record. Bases 128 to 1327 code for a protein of 399 amino acids. NCBI's taxonomy places the organism in Eukaryota, Metazoa, Chordata, Mammalia, Rodentia, Heteromyidae.